CCGUCAACAAACGGAGUCGGGUCGCCGGAGCCGCCGCCGCGAUGACCAAGUACUGCCGGGCGCCCCGGUGCUCCAACUCGGCCGGGCAGCCGCGCCCGGGCGGCCGGCGCCUCAGCUUCUACAAGUUUCCCUUACACAGUCCUGAGCGUCUGCAGCAAUGGCUUUCCCAAAUGAACCAAGAGAAAUGGGUCCCAACCAAACACCAGCACUUAUGCAGUGAACAUUUUGCCCCCUCCUGCUUUGAAUACCGGUGGGGAGUUCGCUAUCUGAAGCCCGAUGCCAUUCCCACCAUCUUCCAGAGGUCGGACAACUCCCUGAAGAGGGAGGACCCUGCCAAAACGGCUCCUAGCCUGCCAGCCAAGAAGCUCAUUCUUGAGUGCGGUGGAGAGAGGGGCGUCCCGGUUCCACAACCCUCAGGCUGCCAGGAGCCCCACAUGGCGGAAACGCUGGCCAUUGCCAUCGAUCCCAGCGUGGCUGCCACCCCAGUCUACGUGGAAACCCACUCUUCUGCCCCCAGCCUGGACUUCCAAGCCCUCCCAGGACCCCUGGUUGGGGCAGUGAACCUGGUUCCUCUGGUCCAGAUCGUGGAGCCUCUUAAAGCGGUGACCCUGGCUGUGGCUGCCCCGACGAGCGCCGUCCCGGGCCGGUCUUUACAGGAGCCCGCGGAACAACGGGUGGUCGAUUUCAUUGCCUCCCUGCCGCCCUCCACUCUAGGGGUCCUGCCAGGCUCUUCUGUAGGGCUCCCCGGGGCAUUUUGCACCGAAGUGGCCUUGCCCUGUGAAGUGGCGGCAGAGCAGGCGGCGUUGGCUGAGCAGGGGGCCCUGGUCAUCGAGAAUGUCUCCAUCGAGCCUCUUCUGGAGGGCGGCCCUUUCGCAACCGCCCCCGCCCUGGGCGCCCUGCAAGAGCCCACCACCGCGGAGAUGGUAGCCUAUUUCGAGACCAUCCCCACCGCCCCCCUCGCCGCAGCCGCCUCUUCCAGCGUGACCCCCCCCGAGACAGUGUUGUCCUCAGCGCUCAGCCUGCCCAUCGUCUCCACCCUGCCCAUCGUCUCCAACCAAGCCGCUCCAGAGGGCUCCUCGACCGAAGAGGGGAAGCCGGACGAGCUGAGCUCUGCCGAGUCUUCAGAGGAGCAGCUGGAGGAGCAUCGGUACCACAAGAACGAGGGGACGACGGCGGAGCUGGUGGAAGUGGUGAUGGGGCUCCAGAAGAAGGUGAAGGUGCUCCAGCAGAGGCACCGCCGACACUGCGCCAAGCUGGAGGCCAUGGAAAGCGUGGUGGAGCAGCUCCGGAAGGAGAACUUGGUGUCGGAGGAGAAGCUGAAGCUCCUGGAGAUGGCAUGCCUGCAGUCCAGCACUUUCAUGCCAGAGAGUGGUGGUGCGGUUGCCAUUAUCUGCCAGGACAGAGACCAAGCGCUGGUGUACGCCGUUCCUCAGCUCCCCAGCGAAGGGAAUGAAACCAUCCUUCAUGUGGAAGAGCAGUGACCCAGGACUGAAGGAGGGCGGCUGAGGACAAGUCUUUCUGCAGCUGGCUGGGCCAGGAGCUCUUCCCAGGAAGCGCGCAGAGCCUGCCCCAAGGAAUGCAGGCCCGGCCCAGCGGAGCCGUGGCUGAGCUUGACUGUGUCUCGGUGGCCUUACUGUGACAGCACCUUAUCUUCCGGGAGAGGUUUGGGGAUGUUUUUCCCCGUCUGAGAUCACUAUAUGUAUAAUCAUCCUAAUGGGGAACGAACUGGCAGCCUUGUGCGUGUCCUACACCUUCGCGGGCCAGGGGCUGCUAACUUGCAUUAGCUGGCAUGGCCGUGGCCAAGGAUGGUGGGAAUUGUAGUUCAAAACCUGGACAGCUGCAGAUUCCCCACCUCUGUCUGGUGGGGAGGGAAGACUUGCCAAUGCUCCUCCCCUGCUUGUAAUUCUUGUGAGCAUCACUGGAGUAACUUGCUUCAUCUCAGUGGCCAAAAAGUGUCCUGUCCUGUCUUGGGUGCCUAGAAUUUUGCUCUCAGGCCCUCCUGAGUGCUAUUUUAAAGGGCUCCACUUCAGCAUUUGCGAGGGUGACUUCCCUGCUGCAGGGACUGGUGGCCUCUUCAGGUUUCCACACGGAUUCAAGCUCGGUGAGAAAGAUGAUUCUUGCUAUCUGUCCGUCCGGAGCCUUUUUGUACGGAGAGCUUGUAAUAAGAUGGCUUGAAUGGAAGUAGGUGUUGCCAGGAAGAGCGCGUGUGAGACAAGAUAGGGAGGGAGGAGGAACUUGAAAUGGCCACAGGCAGCACAAAGGGAAGUGUGGGAAAGAGUGAGCAGUGGAAACGGCAGGCCCUGUGCCACUGUAAGUGCACGUGCAUUUUGCAACCACAGCGAGGUCAAAACCAGUUUGGGUUAUGCAGAGUCAUAUAUGGUACGUUCUUCAGCCUGGCACUCUUAACGUGCCUUGGAGUAAACCCCAGAAUUCCCCAGCUAUACAAGACGGGGUUUUCUGUGAAUUGUAGCUCGGUGCCUCUGGAGACCACCAGACUGGGACUGAAAUUCCCGGUAGACGAGAUUAAGGAGACAUCAUUGUCAACAGGAGCAGAGUCAGGUCCAGAGCAUCUGCCUUUUGGAGUCUUGCAGUCCAGUACUCUGGCGCGAAGGCAGAGGAGAAACAAAGGCUUAGGGUAGAACUUAAGAGGUGCAAAAUCAGAACAAAAUCAGAACUAUCCUUUUACUAAUCCCCUUCUUGUCACCUUCAACAGCCUGGCCUUCCAAUUGGCUACAGGUUGCACAGAAAGCUAGUAGGCAAACCAGACCUUGAACACUCCCCGUGGCUCCGAGUGAAUUGUGCGUUUUGCAAACUGGUUUGUGUCCACGGCCUGUAUCAUUGCCAUCCAUCCCAGCUGCUCGCCUGGAUGCUCUGGGCUCCUCCACCGGGUAGCACCCAACGCAGAGGCUGGCUGAAGAUGGAAGCAGCCGAUGGCCCUGGAGGUGACCGCCCCCGUGAUCCUUGGGGUGUUCCAGCUGCCAUAAAGUGCAGUUUUUGGGGGGUCAGCCUCCAGCAUUUUUGGGCCCUGGAUCAUCCAGCUUCAUAGAAUGUGGUCUCCUCACGGAGAAGGUUUUAAGCCUGGACAUGUUUGUCCAAGUACUGACAGCUUGAAAGUGCUCUCGGCACCACAGAAGGUCUUCAUAAGAGGAUAGUGAGAGGUGAGCCCGGACGAUGUGGGGCUCUAAUCCAUCUCUCUCAUGGCAGGCGCCAUAGGGAUGCUUUUACUGUACGGCAUCAGGACCGCUUCAUUUCGGAAGAAGCUGCUCCAAGUCCCUCCUCGUUCUCUUAACAUAGCAAAGACUCAGGUGUGCAGGCAGUUGCUCCCUUCUCUACCUCCACUGAUUUUUCUCACAAUUCGGAGGGGGUCUAGACUUCUCUCAGCUUUUCCACGCGGCAACUUGCUUCCAAGUCCUGUAACCGUUUCGUCCUGAAGGGCAAAAAGUCUUCCCAACUAUCCACUAAAUAACGAAUGAUUUAAGGUGAUAAUAAAUCAUUUUAUUACUUAAAUCUUCAUUUUUUAAAAAACACGCCUCCGUGAUUACUCUAACCUAAGAAUGGGAGGAACGAUUUAAAGAUUUUACGAUUGUGUGCCCAUCUUCUCUGAUCUAGUGCCUUUCAGGUGCGUUGGGCCUACAAUUCCCAGCCAGCAUAGCCAACAGAAGCCUGCAAGUUGUAGUCCACAGCACCUGGAAGUUGCCAGCUCUGGGAAGGCCAUGGUAAAUCUUGAAGAAAUGAGCAGGGAUUAUCUCUUUGCAUGUGAUGUGUGUUUAUGCAGCUCUGUAAUUUAAGGAAAUGAAUAAAGGGGAUCUAUUGAAAAAUC
Messenger RNA from Candoia aspera, 3820 nucleotides. It is a transcript of the gene THAP8, whose product is annotated as THAP domain containing 8. Lineage: Eukaryota; Metazoa; Chordata; Lepidosauria; Squamata; Candoiidae. The transcript is spliced from 4 exons. Bases 42 to 1481 code for a protein of 479 amino acids. The record is from RefSeq and is a predicted model, not a curated record.